CGUCGCUCACCACGAGCCGGCAGCGGGGUCACGUGAUCUCGCUUCCCUCUCUCGUCACGUGGCUGCCGGCGCCGGGUCACGAGGACAAGCCCGGGGCCCAGGGAUCUGCCCGGCCGGAGUCAUCCCGCGGGCUGGCCAUGGCCAACGUCUCCAAGAAGGUGUCGUGGUCCGGCCGCGACCGGGACGACGAGGAGGCGGCGCCGCUGCUGCGGAGGACGGCGCGGGCCGGCGAGGGGACGCCGCUGCUGAACGGGGCCGGGCCGGCUGCCGCGCGCCAGCCGCCUCGCCCUGCCGUGUUCCGGGUUGGACAGAUGAGCAGCGUGGAGCUGGACGAAGAGCUUCUGGACCCGGAAAUGGACCCUCCCCACCCCUUCCCCAAGGAGAUCCCACACAACGAGAAGCUGCUGUCCCUCAAGUAUGAGAGCCUGGACUACGACAACAGUGAGAACCAGCUGUUCCUGGAGGAGGAGCGGCGGAUCAACCACACGGCCUUCCGGACGGUGGAGAUCAAGCGCUGGGUCAUCUGCGCCCUCAUCGGCACCCUCACUGGCCUGGUGGCCUGCUUCAUCGACGUCGUGGUGGAGAACUUGGCCGGCCUCAAGUACAGGGUCAUCAAGGACAACAUCGACAAGUUCACGGAGAAGGGCGGGCUGUCCUUCUCCCUCCUGCUGUGGGCCACACUCAACGCCGCCUUCGUGCUCGUGGGCUCCGUGAUCGUGGCCUUCAUAGAGCCCGUGGCUGCUGGCAGCGGGAUCCCCCAGAUCAAGUGUUUCCUCAACGGGGUGAAGAUCCCACACGUGGUGCGGCUCAAGACCCUGGUCAUCAAGGUGUCCGGGGUCAUCCUGUCCGUGGUCGGUGGACUGGCCGUGGGCAAGGAAGGGCCGAUGAUCCACUCGGGGUCUGUGAUCGCCGCCGGCAUCUCCCAGGGGAGGUCGACCUCGCUGAAGCGAGAUUUCAAGAUCUUUGAGUACUUCCGCAGAGACACUGAGAAGAGAGACUUUGUCUCGGCUGGCGCCGCGGCCGGGGUGUCUGCCGCCUUUGGAGCCCCCGUGGGUGGGGUCCUGUUCAGCCUGGAGGAGGGCGCCUCCUUCUGGAACCAGUUCCUGACCUGGAGGAUUUUCUUUGCGUCCAUGAUCUCCACGUUCACCCUGAACUUCGUGCUGAGCAUCUACCACGGGAACAUGUGGGACCUGUCCAGCCCCGGCCUCAUCAACUUCGGGAGAUUUGACUCGGAGAAAAUGGCCUACACCAUCCACGAGAUCCCCGUCUUCAUCGCCAUGGGCGUUGUGGGCGGCGUGCUCGGAGCUGUGUUCAACGCCUUGAAUUACUGGCUGACGAUGUUUCGGAUCAGGUACAUCCACCGGCCCUGCCUGCAGGUGCUCGAGGCCAUGCUGGUGGCCGCCGUCACCGCCACGGUGGCCUUCGUGCUCAUCUACUCGUCCCGGGAUUGCCAGCCCCUGCGCGGCAGCUCCAUGUCCUACCCCCUCCAGCUCUUCUGUGCAGAUGGCGAGUACAACUCCAUGGCCGCGGCCUUCUUCAACACCCCGGAGAAGAGCGUGGUCAGCCUCUUCCAUGACCCGCCAGGCUCCUACAACCCCCUGACCCUCGGCCUCUUCACGCUGGUCUACUUCUUCCUGGCCUGCUGGACCUACGGGCUCACGGUCUCUGCUGGCGUCUUCAUCCCGUCCCUGCUCAUCGGGGCCGCCUGGGGCCGGCUCUUUGGCAUCUCCUUGUCCUACCUCACCGGGGCCGCGAUCUGGGCCGACCCUGGCAAGUACGCGCUCAUGGGCGCCGCCGCUCAGCUUGGUGGCAUCGUGAGGAUGACGCUGAGCCUGACGGUGAUCAUGAUGGAGGCCACCAGCAACGUGACCUACGGCUUCCCCAUCAUGCUGGUGCUCAUGACCGCCAAGAUCGUGGGCGACGUCUUCAUCGAGGGCCUGUACGACAUGCACAUCCAGCUGCAGAGCGUGCCCUUCCUGCACUGGGAGGCCCCCGUCACCUCGCACUCGCUCACCGCCAGGGAGGUGAUGAGCACCCCGGUGACCUGUCUGAGGCGGAGGGAGAAGGUGGGCGUCAUCGUGGACGUCCUCAGCGACACGGCGUCCAAUCACAACGGCUUUCCCGUGGUGGAGGACGCCGGGGACGCCCAGCCGGCGCGGCUCCAGGGCCUGGUCCUGCGCUCCCAGCUCAUCGUCCUCCUGAAGCACAAGGUGUUCGUGGAGCGCUGCGGCGUGGGCCUGGCGCCGCGGCGGCUGCGGCUCAAGGACUUCCGGGACGCCUACCCGCGCUUCCCGCCCAUCCAGUCCAUCCACGUGUCGCAGGACGAGCGCGAGUGCACCGUGGACCUGUCGGAGUUCAUGAACCCCUCGCCCUACACCGUGCCGCAGGAGGCGUCGCUGCCCCGCGUGUUCAAGCUGUUCCGGGCGCUGGGCCUGCGGCACUUGGUGGUGGUGGACAACCGCAACCAGGUGGUCGGGCUGGUGACCCGGAAGGACCUGGCCAGGUACCGCCUGGGCAAGGGGGGCCUGGAGGAGCUCUCACUGGCGCAGACGUGAGGCCCUGGCCCUGCCCUCGGCACAGCUCCCCCGGCCCCUUUGUGCCUCCUCCCGGGGUCCCUGGUCUCUGGGCCAAAGCCUCCUUGCUCCCGGUGCGGUGGACGCGAGCGUCGGGCAGAGCUGUGAGCACAGCCGCGCCCCGGCUCGUCGCCUGCCCUGUGCCUCCACCUUGCUCCUCUGGGCCGGGGCCCUCGGGGUCUCCUGCAGCAGCCCCCCCGCUCCCGACCGAGUGCUCCCUGGAGCCAGCAGGAGGGGCCGGUGUGAGACGGACAGGCUGCACCUGUCACCUCCGUGCCUCGCCCCACCUGGGGCGCGCCCCCCCAGGGAGCCCUGCCUGCACCCCGGGCCGGGGUCUCGGGUCCAGCUCACCACUGUCACUUGAGCCUCGGACCUGGGCAUUGUGCGCAGGGGGCGGCUUCCUGCUGGGCCGGGGAGCCCAGCCCAGAGUCCCUCUGGGACGCUGGAAGCCACCUCUGUGUCCUGCCUGUGUCUGCCACAAGGUGGCGCAGGCCCCCGUGGAGGCUCAGCGCCCUCCCCAGGGAGAAGCAGAGGAGCCGCCAGAGACAACCAGCACUGCCUCCCCUCCCCCGCCUGGACCCUGCUCCUGCACCCAGGCCAUGUCGGGUGGGGCCCCCGCGGGCCCUGCGAGAGGGGGCUGCCCUCACUGGGGCCCCGGCCACUCGCCUGGGCGGGGUCCAGCCUGGACAGAGCCCGGUGCGAGACACAGCCCGCGGGACCUCACAGACGGAACCAAAAACGCAUGUGCAAUCCCCGUCCUUGGUCGUUUUGUACUGGUUGCGUGUUGCAAUGGUGAUGUUUUGGAUAUAUCAGGUCAAAUAAAACGGACUUGACAU
Molecule: messenger RNA, 3409 nt
Organism: Oryctolagus cuniculus (rabbit)
Lineage: Eukaryota; Metazoa; Chordata; Mammalia; Lagomorpha; Leporidae
Gene: CLCN7
Product: Cl-/H+ antiporter 7
Biological process (GO): chloride transport; transmembrane transport
Cellular component (GO): lysosomal membrane; intracellular membrane-bounded organelle
Molecular function (GO): chloride:proton antiporter activity
Source: RefSeq, marked provisional